This is a messenger RNA of Photinus pyralis (common eastern firefly), 1526 nucleotides long. RefSeq lists its product as uncharacterized. The coding region runs from base 451 to 1428 and encodes 325 amino acids. The record is from RefSeq and is a predicted model, not a curated record. The transcript is spliced from 4 exons. NCBI's taxonomy places the organism in Eukaryota, Metazoa, Arthropoda, Insecta, Coleoptera, Lampyridae.
AAAAAACUCAUUCAUUUGGGUUCCGCGUACUUAUCGCCCAAAGUCGUAACUUAAUCGCCGCGGCUUAUAUAACUACCUACAUGACAAUGGUUGUUGUUCUUCCAUAAAUGGUGUGUAAAUAUUCCAAAAUUAAAUGUAUUCACUAAUAACGUGAACCUUGGCACUCUUAGAACUGGUACAAAGAGUACUCAGAGUAAAAAAAAAGUUUCCAUUAGAAGGUGCGUUUUCACUUAAUAUAUAGAAAACGUUUAGUAGCUAAAUAACUUAAUUGCCCGAUCGUUUACCGUUAAUAAAAAUCACCAUAUACGUGCACAAACUGUUGUUGCCUUUGAUGAUUAUUAGUGCAUUAAAUGAAAACAAACCGAAAAAAAUUAAGUGUAUGCAGUGACGAUAUACGCGCCCAUUCAUUUCGUUGUGGUGUUUGCCCGUGAAUUUGCUCGUGUUCAAUAAAUGGCUUUCGAUAAAUGGACUGUACUGAAAAUUUUUGAAGUGUGCUUCGCAGUAGCCUGUUUCAUAACCAAGCGUGUGACCGAUGACGAAGCCUCGAGACUGUUUCUGUACCUGCAAAAGCUAUCCCGAGAAUGGAGCCUCUUGAACAACGUCACCUGGGACAAGGUCGGCUCCGCUGUGGCGGAUGCAACCUACGGGGGAUACAUUCUAAUCACCUUCGGCUUGCUCUUCGCAAAACUUGCCAAUGAGAUCCCGACGGCGAGAAGAGUGCUAGAAAUGUUUCUAUUAGGAAUCGGUGCGCUACUCUACAUCGUUUUGGGGAGUCUGGCGUUCGCGGCACUAGACUCAGUCCCACCCGAUUUGGUAGACAACGCCGCCGUAUUGGGAACUUUAUCGCUAAUUACCGCGGCACUAUUCCUAUUAGAUUUAUGCGGACCGCGUGCGAAAAAAGCAAAACCCGAGCCUCUGAAGAUACAAAUCGUCAGUAAACCGCAGCCAAACGCCGAAGAGAAAGACCACCAGCCGACGGAGCUUGACAAUGGGGUUGGCGUACACGAAGACAGCACGUUACCAAAGAAGGUCGAGCUAAAUGGACACCACCAGUUUAAGGUAAGCAGUCCCGGCGAUUUCAAAACGACACAAAAUGGAUAUAAGAAGAUGAAGGAGAGGGACUCGGGGAGAAGGUUCGGCAUCUACGGGAAGGACGGCGAUGGCGAUGUCAACCAUGAGCAUACAGGAAAGGGUAGUGAGGCUACCGAGUCAGAAAGACACUCUCCUGUCUGGAGUCAAAUUAGAAAAGGGCAAUAUGGAAAGUAUGACAUCGUAAUACCGUCCUAUCUGUACACCAAUAAUAAUUCACCUAAUGGCCAUCCGACUCAGCCCAGUAGCCCUAGCGAUCCUGGAUACGUGCAGUACACGGCUCAAAGAUGGGGGCAGCCAACUCAGAAAACACCGCGUCACAGUCCGACGCAGGUUUAAUGUUAAUGUUCGGUUAGUCUUCAACUUUAAGUUAGUGCCUAGAAAGUGCUUAAUUGUAUUUUUAUACCGUUAUUAUAAAUAAAUGUCGCUUAUAUACU